AUGGCAGAUAUCCAUGAUCUUCCUGUAUUGUGCUCUCUCGAAGACUUCCUCGGGCAUGAAUAUGACUUCAUUAUCGUCGGAGGUGGAACUGCAGGUCUCACCGUUGCCGCGAGAUUGACCGAGAAUCCCCAUUUUCAGGUCGGCGUCAUCGAAGCUGGUGCCGCGCAUGUCAACGAUCCUAUGAUCAUGACACCAGCUCUCUAUCCUAAGAUUAUCGGUACGCCUGACUAUGACUGGAUACAUAUGAGUACAUCGGCAAAUAACGUCAGCUUUCAACAGCCUCGAGGCAAGGGACUAGGAGGCUCAAGUGCAAUCAACUACCAGAUGUAUGUGCGAGGCCAUGCGUUGGACUACGACGAUUGGGCGAGACUGGGAAACGAGGGUUGGUCCUUCACGGACCUCCUCCCCUAUUUCAGAAAGCAUGAGCACUUCGAUGACCCAAUCAACUAUAGUAACAAACCAAACAUCCCGCUGGAAACCACCUAUGAUGCAGAGUUCCACGGCCACGACGGUCCCAUCCACACCAGCUUCAGCACAUGGCGUCUGCCCCAAGAGCGAGAGUGGAUUGCAGCAUCCAGCACGCUGGGUGACAGGAUGGGAAGCCCCAUCAACGCCUGGAACGGGGACCAUCUAGGUACCUAUCAUUCACUAAGUACUAUCGACAGGAGCGGCGGCCAGGCUGACGGCACGAGGAGCUAUGCUGUUACUGGAUACCUGUUGCCGAAUGCUCAGAGACCCAACCUGCAUGUUUUGACCGAAGCCUUGGUGACGAAACUGGUUGUCAGCGAGACUGGGGAGGUUUCUGGAGUCGUGUUUAUUCAUGAGGGCAGGGCUCAUCAGAUAAACGUGAAGAAGGAAGUGAUACUCAGUGCAGGAGUCAUCAAAUCCCCACAGAUUCUCGAACUCUCGGGAAUCGGUAAUCCUGAUAUUCUUUCCCAAGCUGGUGUAAAAUGCGUUGUCGAUAAUCCUCGCGUUGGAGAGAACUUCCACGACCAUCCAACCACCGGCUUCGGCUAUGAACUUGUCGACGGUGAGGAAUCGCUUGACGCAUUCCAAGACCCCUCUGUAAUCGAAGCUGCCAUGGCAGAGUAUAUGGCUACCAAAGGCGGACCGCUGUCUAGCGGAGGUGCGGCAAUGGGAUUCAUCUCCUACGCCGACGUCGCAACACCCAACGAGAUCUCAUGCACCCAGCGACUCAUCCUCUCAUCCUCACACAAAGGCCACAGCCCCGCCGCCAAAGCCCUCCUCGCAGAGAGCAUCGCCGACCCCUCCUACGGCAGCAUCUUCCUCGGGCUGCUCCCCGCAAGCGUCAACGUCCGUGAAGCCUGGAACCAGCAGAAGCUCCUUUCUCCGCCCCCAGACAUGGUCGGCAAGCACGGCGUCUGCCUCGUCGCUGCGCUCUCGCGUCCGGCGUCCGUGGGAAGCAUCCACAUCACGUCUUCCGACCCAACGCUCGAUCCCGCGAUCGAUCCGGCGUAUCUCACGCAUCCAGCGGACGUGGCGGUGUUGAAGGCAGGGCUGGCGAUGGUGGAUAAGAUGGUCCGCACGAGCCCGUUCCGGGAGAAGAUCAAGAGGAGGUAUCACCCAGAGGAGGCGCUGGAUGUCAGGGAUGCGAAGCAGGUGGAAGAGUAUUUGAGGGGGAACAUAGCGACGCAGUAUCAUCCGCUGGGAUCGGUCAGUAUGGGACAGCCGGGGGUUGGAGCGUGCGAUGAUCGCUUGAAGGUGUAUGGGACGAGAGGGUUGAGGAUUGUAGAUGCUAGCGUGAUCCCCUUGCACGUGAGCGGGAAUAUACAAGCGACUGUUUACGCGCUCGCUGAGAAGGGGGCGGAUCUGAUCAAGGAGGACUGGAGCUUGUGA
This is a messenger RNA of Drepanopeziza brunnea f. sp. 'multigermtubi' MB_m1, 1857 nucleotides long. The record is from RefSeq and is a predicted model, not a curated record. NCBI's taxonomy places the organism in Eukaryota, Fungi, Ascomycota, Leotiomycetes, Helotiales, Drepanopezizaceae.